AGCCUGGCCCACCCUCAUCCUGGUUUCAGGUUGGAGAGACUUUCUCGAUCCAUUCCAGAGCAAGUCCAGUCACGUCAGGACACGCCGCUGCUUCAGUCCUAGUUAAAUCCUCGUCUGCUGCGAAACCUCCGAUAAAACAGACUCCAACGCCUCAAACAGACGCCCAGAGACGAGCACGAUGCAGGCGACGGGUUUGCACUCGGCUGUGAGGGUCGUUCAGAUGUUUCUGCUGGUUUCUGGAGUCUGUCUCGCUGUGGACCUGGACAUCACGUAUCACAACCGCAACACUGACUGUGGACAAAAUGUGACGCUGACAUGUGCCGCCACCUCGACCAAGCAGCUGGAAAUUAAAUUCUUCACCUGGAUGUUUAAGAGCAAAGAUAUGUGCAACGAAACUGAGCCGGAGGUUCAGUGCAACCAAACAGAAAACACACUCAGCCUGGAGCUCUUCAACGUGAUGCCCGUGGACGCAGGAAUAUACAUCUGUAAAAUACGCGCCAUGCAGGGAGCAAAAGCCAAACCAAUUAACAUCACGGUGGAAGAGUGCAGAGGAAGUUCCGACUCCACCACGAACGCGACCACGGCUCGGUGCUCCUUCAGUGGAGUUUACCCCAGCGGAGUCGUCCACUGGCUCCAGGAAGACGCCAACUUAACAACCGCCGCCAGGACGGAGGAAAAGAUGGACCAAGAAGGACGCUACGAUAUCUGGAGCACGAUGGAUGCGAAGGAAGGAAACAAGAGCCAGCCCUUCAACUGCUCCCUCUGGAUCCCUUCUCUGGGGAAGUAUCUCUCCUCUCAGCAGGUUCGUGUUGGGUCAUCAGGGCACCUGGUGGCGCUGCGCUGGAUCUGCGUGGUGCUGGAAAUCAUCACGCUUUCUUUUAUCGUGUGAAGAAACGAGGGCGCAAACUAGACUGAGCUGUGGACUAGAAAAGCAGCACUGGAUCCGCUCCAGGUCCACAGCAUCUUCUACGUUUAUUCAUAAAAAUGACUCAAAACAUCCACAGAGAAAUAACAGAGAGAACACAAAAGUAUGUGAACCAGUUUCUUCAAUAGCAUCAACUAACUCCUCAGAUCAGAGAUGUUGGUGGUUUCAUCUCAUCAACUGAUGCUACAACAUUUCUACUGGAUUAAAGUUUCCUUUGCUUCCUUGUCUAGUUUCACAAUCUGCUGAUGUUUUGAGUCAUUUGUUCUGCACAAAAUUGCGUGCAACAACCUUUUAAACUGUACAUAUGCGGCUAAGAAACAGAUUUAAAAUUAAGAUUAAGGUUGAGGGUCGACUUCGAGUGGUUGGGAUAAGAUCAGAACAUACACAUUCCUCCUUUUUACAGCAAACUUUCUGGAUCCUCCUUGAAGCACUUGACCAGGGAGGAGGUAUUUUCUUAUUGUCUGCAAACAUUAUCGUGUUUUGAUCUUCAUUCAUCUUCCAUUCUCUCAGAUGAGUUCAGGGAAUGUGUCUCUCACAUUAAGGAACUGUCUAAAGACUUUCUUUUUCUUUCUUUCUAAAGAAAAGUCGUAACAAACAACACACAGAGUCCUGGCUGCUCGCAGACUGUACUCAUUUCUGCUGGGAAUAUUUCUCCUCGUUUAUUUCAUGUUUUCACUGAAGCUCCUUUUUGUGCUCGUGAGAAUGAAAGUGGUGCAUUUUUAAAGAUGCUGUUCAUAUAAACAUUAGCCGGAAGCUUUUUGAGCUCCACAUCAGAAACACACUGACGUUAAACUGCUUUAAUGAGCCAGAAACUUCUGAAAUGUCCUUUAAGCAGCCAGGAGGGGGCAGCAUUUCCUUUCAAGAACAAUAAGAACUGAUUCAUGGUGACUUUUACACUAGUGUUGAAUGAUGUAAAUAAAACAAUUAUAAAUAAAGCUUCUGUAUUUUUCAAUCA
This is a messenger RNA of Mugil cephalus (flathead mullet), 1880 nucleotides long. RefSeq lists its product as uncharacterized. Bases 179 to 889 code for a protein of 236 amino acids. The transcript has 4 exons. Lineage: Eukaryota; Metazoa; Chordata; Actinopteri; Mugiliformes; Mugilidae. The record is from RefSeq and is a predicted model, not a curated record.